AUCUAGAGUUGCUCGGAACCUUGAUCCAACCUUGAUCUUUCUUUUGCUGUUCGUGUACAUAAUAUGGGUUGGCAGAAAACCUUUACGCUUUCACAAAGAUCCAAAGGGUGUCAUCUUGUCACGGAUGAGGUGUACGCCCAGAUCACACCAGGCAUCAAGGACGUGAAGGUUGGGAUGCUCUUCCUCUUCAUUCAACACACGUCAGCCGCGCUGACUAUCAAUGAAAACUAUGAUCGAGACGUCCGCAAAGAUAUGGACAUGGCUCUAGAUAAUAUCGUCCCCGAGAGUCUUAACUGGAUGCACACGGAUGAAGGUCCAGACGACUCCGUAUCUCACACGAAAACAUCCUUGAUCGGUGCCACCAUUUCGAUCCCAAUUACCGAUGGCCGACUGAACCUCGGCACUUGGCAAGGGAUCUACUUGACCGAGUUCAGACACGCAGCACAUUCUAGGCGGGUCGUUGCCACAAUUUUGUCAUAGAAUGUCGGUAAUACACGUAUGGAGCACUCGACAGUUGCAGAUAUUUCACAGUGAUUACCAAGACCUUUUGCGCUGUCAUGGACGUUUGUGGCUAUGUGCUAUAGUGCUUUAUCCCCCAGUGGAUGAUUUAGACUAACAUCGAUCGGCUCAAAUCAAAAGACUCCCAUUCUAUUGUCUCAUCAAACCCUGCCUGAAACGAUCGGGAUCAUGUCAAAUCUAGAAAGUUGCGCGCACUGACAAUUCUGUUGAACGUUAAGUAGAUGU
Messenger RNA from Suillus clintonianus, 744 nucleotides. RefSeq lists its product as uncharacterized. Lineage: Eukaryota; Fungi; Basidiomycota; Agaricomycetes; Boletales; Suillaceae. Bases 64 to 480 code for a protein of 138 amino acids. The transcript has 9 exons. The record is from RefSeq and is a predicted model, not a curated record.